AUUGUUCUAACUUUCUUUUGAUAAAAUAAUUUCAGGGUAGACCGUCGAUUUAGCACAUUUGAACACUUAUUUCUGGCCUUGCCUAACAAUGAUUUAGUUAAACCAUGUUAAAAAAAAGAAUACGAGACCAUGGACUAUAUUAUAUAGUCCGUUGCGGAUGUAUGUGUGUAAGGAGUGGUUGAGUAAAACAUACACCUCACAUGUGCUAAACUAAAAUACUUGCAGUAUAGAAACCAUAUAUAGAUCUAUCGUUUGCUGAAUACUAUCAAUCAAUCAAUCUAUGUACAUGGAAUGUUGGUGGCAUUGACCUACUUUCGCCCCUAACGACACACAUGUUGGAUCAACAAUAGUGGGGAGAUCUGUGUGGUUCUCAUAUACCCGGCGUACAGCCAGACAUUCAACACAUGGUCAAUGUCAUCUGUGCAUAGGAACGUAUAUACCCGCCUGUGCUAAUUAAAGGUGUAUGUAAAGAGUGUCUCUACACCGGAGGGCGAUAAAGGAAACAUCGAACCAUGUUUAACAAUACUAUUGUCAGCAAGAUAUUACUGGCUUAUGAGGAGGGGAAGUCAACCAGAGACCCCCGUACUCGGUAUUGGCUCCUGUUGGACGACAACCCACUACACGUAUGGAUCCUAACAGCGUUAUACGUCGCCUUUGUUCUCAUCGGUCCAAAAGUGAUGAAAAACCGAAAACCGUUUAAUCUGCAGAAAUUCAUGGUCGUCUACAACUUUGGUCUUGUGUUCGUGUCUUUGUAUUUGAUGAUAGAGAUAAUUGCUAGUGCAUAUGAUAUUGGCUAUUUUAAUGAGGAUCCAUGGUGCUGUAAAUACAACCGAGAUACACAAAACAAUCCUAAGGAACUACGGAUAGCGACUGUGUUUUGGUGGUACUUCCUCUCCAAACUAUUAGAGUUUAUGGAUACAGUUGUGAUGGUACUCAGGAAGAAGAAUGAUCAAAUUACAUUCCUGCAUGUCUAUCACCAUUCUAGCAUGUUGAACAUUUGGUGGUGGGUGACCACAUACCUUCCUGGGGGACAGUCCUGGUUCUCCAGCAGUCUGAACUGUUCUGUCCAUGUCAUCAUGUAUCUGUAUUACGCCCUGGCAGCCAUUCCGUCCAUGAGGAGCAAACUUUGGUGGAAAAAAUAUAUCACAAAAUAUCAAUUAGUCCAGUUUGUCCUCAUUCUUGUUCAUACAAUGCGGACGGCCUACACAGGGUGUGACUACCCAAUGUGGGGACAGUUUUUAAUAACAGGGUAUAUGAUUAGCAUGCUAAUCUUGUUUGGGAACUUCUACCUCAACGCGUACAUCAAAAAGAGACGAUUAGGAGCGGCCAAAAAGACAGAAGAUAGUUCUAAUGGAGUUUUAAACAACGGAGUGCAUAAAUCUGCUGUGAAUGGGCAUUCAAACGGUCAUUUGAAUGGCCGGACUGACGUCGUGUCACGUUAACGUUGCUUCUCAUGUCCGCCUAACUGUUACAGGGAACAUAAUAGCCAUAUAUCUAUGCAAUGCACAUGACAUGGGAUUUAUAUCUCUAGGCUUAAUGAUUUCUACUCUUUAAAUGGCAAAUUUAUAUACAUGGUUUUGUUUAAUACUAUACUAUAUGGUUAGUUAACAAACGCCUAUAUCAUAAAAUGUAUUACCAAACGCUAGUGCCAUACUUGUCGUUUGAUUUGUUCUUGGCUUUUAACAAGUUGACCGGCAUGUAUAUGCAUAUACUUUUUGUCUACACCUUUAUUAACUACGCCAAAAAAUGAGGACCUGUCAAAUUCCUAAAUCUAUAUGCUCCUUAUUUACGUAUAAACAGUAGAAAUUUUACCGGUCACUCCUGACCGAUUCUACAGAAAUAUUUAUUCUGGAGUCAACCUUGUCCCUAUUGUACACGUAUUUCUUUUGCCUCAAUAAAUUUCUUUACGGCAAA
Molecule: messenger RNA, 1914 nt
Organism: Mizuhopecten yessoensis (Yesso scallop)
Lineage: Eukaryota; Metazoa; Mollusca; Bivalvia; Pectinida; Pectinidae
Product: elongation of very long chain fatty acids protein 2-like
Exons: 8
Coding region: 513-1442 (309 amino acids)
Biological process (GO): fatty acid elongation, monounsaturated fatty acid; fatty acid elongation, saturated fatty acid; very long-chain fatty acid biosynthetic process
Cellular component (GO): endoplasmic reticulum membrane
Molecular function (GO): fatty acid elongase activity
Source: RefSeq, a predicted model, not a curated record